CACCCACUAAAUUGCAGUUAUCUUCUAUUGGUGCCUUACGCUAAGCUCACCUGAAUACAGGUGAUACUGAUGAUAGGCAUAUUUAUGACGAUGACGACACCAACCAAGCCGCCCAACUGGGAGGCACAAGGGGAAAGGCGGGACCGGAAGCGGAAGUGCGAUGAGGAGUUAGCGGCGUUUUAGUUGCCAUGGAGACUGGACAAGCCAGGGACCGAUGGUCGGCCCAGUCUGGGUCCUACGCAUUCGCUGGGGCAACGUGGACGCCAUCCUCUCGUCUGACCCGGAUCCGCAGCCCUAGCCAGUCCACCUGGCUGUCUUCCCUCGCCUAUCCCGAUGACGUCCACCACAGCUUCAGGACUUGGCCCCGCCGUCUCUCCCCGCUUGCGCCCUCGCCAUCCCCCGAGCCGCAACUGCUGCGUCUGCGCCCCACCUCGCUGCGCACCCAAGACAUCUCGCAUUUGCUCACCGGCGUCUUCCGUAAUUUGUACACGGCUGAAGUGAUCGGCGAGGAGGUGAGCGCGAGUUUGAUCAAGGCCCGCGGCAGCGAGAAUGCGCGCCACGAGGAGUUCGUGGAUGAGCUGCAGCAGAUUCGGGAGCUUUAUAAGCAGCGGCUGGACGAGUUUGAAAUGUUGGAGAGACAUAUUAUUCAGGCCAGUGCACGGGCCUAUGCUGAGAAGGAGCGGUCCAUACACCAGGCCAGAGUACAAGUCCUACAGCCCAUCCUCAAGAUGCCUCCAGUGAAGACCAUCUUCAGAUCAUGUGUGGACAAUGAGUUGCUACAGAAACAUCAUUUGAUCUGCCCGGAUGAUUACUACAGCCAUAAGGUGCCAUUUUGCUCUGCCCCUAAAGGCACAUUCACCCCUGGCUAUUCAAAACUGACAUUCAGUUGUGAGAAGCGUUUUGUCCCAAAGAAAGAACCGAUCAAGAAGCUUGAAGCCUCAGGCAAGAAGAUGCUCACUAAGUCUGAAGAUGAGUCUGACUACACUAUGGACAGCCUGACGUGGGACUCGCCUUCAAAGGCCAAACUCAGGACCAAAGAAACUGUCAAGAAAGCAAGUCUAUCAAAGAACAAAAACUGGAUGAACCAUUUACGUGCGCCACAGAGAGAACUGGAGCGACUCCUGCUUGCCAGAAUGGAGAGUCGGAACCACUUCCUAAAAAACCCCCGGUUUUUCCCUCCUAACACUCCAUGUGGAGGCAAGUCUCUUGUCUUUCCUCCAAGGAAGCCAGCACUGAUAGGAGAUUUCUGGAGUGGAGAGCUGGGACAGAGUUGUGCUGAUACUCCGGUGUUCCUCGCUAAGCCAUCAGUAGGAUUUUUCACGGAUUAUGAAAUUGGAUCAGUUUAUGAGGUGCAAGGUCUUGGACAACGAGGAAAUAUUGAGGAACUAUCACAGAAUGGAGGAGGCUAAGAAGACAUGACAACUGAAUACAUUUUUGGAUCCUGGAUUGGAUCCAGAAACAGAAAAAGGAUGUUACUGGACAAACUAGAAAAGUCCACAUAAAUUUUGUGGUUUAGUCAAUAUAUUAUACUAAGCUAAUUCCUUAGUUCUGAUCAGUGUUCUAUUGUUAUGUAAGACGUUAAAGGGAAACUGGGUGAAGAAUUUAUGGGAAAUCUCUGAGUUAUUUUUGCAACUCCUAUAAAUCUAUUAUCUCAAAGCAUUAAAAACAUAUGCAUACUGAGGAGACUUUCAGUUAUGGCAAUAUUAUAACUAGAUAACCUAAAGAAUAGAAACCUACAAAAAUUGAAGAUUCUAGAACUGAAAUUAAGUACUCAGUAGAAGGGCUUAACAGCAGAUUGGACAUAGAUGAGGAGGAGACUUGGAGAUAGGUCAGUAGGAAUGAUCCAGACUAAAGCAUAAAGAGAAAAAUGAUGGAAAAAAAUACAGAAAAUAGCAUUUAAAAAUAUGGGACAGAGCAAAAUAGGUCUGUUGUGUAAUUGAAGUCCCAGAAAGUGAGGGGAGAGAACGGGGCAGAAGCAGUAUUAGAAGAAGUGAUAGAUGAGAAUGAUCUAAAAGUAAUAGACAUCAAGCCAUAGAGUAAAGCACUAAAAGCCCCAAGAACAAAAAAAUAAAACCAUAUUUAGGCACAUUAUAGUAAACUUUUUCUCUAAACCAAAGAAAAGGAAAAAAAUAAUAAAACUUAAAGCAUGUAGAGAAAAAAGAUUCACUACCUUCUAAUAGAAAUGAUAGAAACUGGAAAAUAUUGGAAUGGAAGCUUCAAAGCGAUGAAAGAAAAUAUAACUUUCAAUUUAGCAUUCUAAACAAAGUGAAAAUGUUCUUCAAAAAUGAUGAUAAAAUGAAGAUAUUCACCAAUAAACAACAACUGAUAAAUCGUUACACAUAAUAAUAAUUCAUAAUCAGAAGACCUGCAUCAGAGGAAUUCUUCAAUCAGAAGAAAAUGAUACCAUAUGAGAACAAAGAAAUGCAAGAAGGAAUGAAAAGCAACAGUAAGGGUAAAUUUGUGGAGAAAUGUAAAUUAAUAAAAAUAACCAUAAUCGUAUAGUUAAUAUAAUAUGUGUUACUUAAAAUAUAUUUAGAAUUAAAAGCAUAACAACCUAGCCCCAAUAGCAGGAGGGGUAAGUGGAUUUAAAAUGUUUUAAGGCCCUUGGAUUGUCUUGGAUGUGUGUAAGUGCUAAUUUAUAUGAAAACUUUAAUAUAAUAAUUCAAGGAUGCUUAUUGUAAUCUCUGGGCUAAUCAUUAUUCAUAUAGUAAAAUAAUGUAAAAGUAACAAGCUAACAGGAUAAAUGGAAUUUUAAAAAAUAUAUUUGAUUAAUA
Messenger RNA from Pteropus alecto (black flying fox), 2774 nucleotides. Its product is annotated as deleted in lung and esophageal cancer protein 1-like. Lineage: Eukaryota; Metazoa; Chordata; Mammalia; Chiroptera; Pteropodidae. Gene Ontology annotation, biological process: negative regulation of cell population proliferation. The transcript has 7 exons. The record is from RefSeq and is a predicted model, not a curated record. The coding region runs from base 189 to 1409 and encodes 406 amino acids.